ACUGUAGAGGUCGUAACUAACACGCACAGCCGUAUUUUACUCGGAGAGUCGGAGAUUGGAUUUUGGCUUGCUAAACAAGAUUAUACGUUACAAUACUGUAAAUGGUGAGGUUGUUAGCUAGCUGUUAACAAGUGGCAUCUCUGCGUAAUCUAAUGCACUGUAGCUAUGUUAAUGUAGACGUAAGUUAAAGUCUAGCUACAAUGACUUCAAGCGACUCCCCAGAAUAUGCAAUUGUGUAUGUCCGCGAAAAGGGAGAGAUUCGUAGUGUAAAUGCUAAAGGAAAUUUAGUAGUACAUCGGCAGUACCCUAGAUAUAAAACACCUAGAUUAUUCGAUAAAGAUUUUUCAGUUAAACUGUGCAUCGACAAUUUCCCAACAACAAUUGGACAAAGAAGCGAUCACUUCGUCUUCACCUACAACCAAGAAGGAAGCCUGCGCUACACGGUGAAAUCUUUGUUCGACAUAACUUUGUUGUUUAUUGCCGAUAACGCUGAAUAUAUCGAUUCUCUCGUCGGUUUUCCUGAGCAAAUGGCUGACAAGUUGUUCGCGGCCGCUGAAGAGAAACAAAAAUUCACAGACCCUUUAACUUCAACAAGGGCAUUAAAAGUUUUCAGUGAGGCCUAUGGGGAACUUGUAUUAAAAUCAUUGUGUCUGAGAGACCGAUGUCUCUUGCUCUCUGAAAGGAUAGAAGAGAUUCGAGUCUUUCAUCGAUUAGAAAGCCUGGAUCUCCAUGGUUGCAGAUUAGGUGAUAGUCAUGACAUUUUCAGACACCUAACCUCGGAUGCAUUUACCAGACUUGUGCGGCUGUUCAUUGGGGAUAACUGCCUAUCAGAUGAAGGCCUCCAGAGACUAACAGCACCAGUCAGAGUGAUGAAGAAAGGCCUAGAAAGCCUCCAACAGUUGGAUCUCUCUAGUAAUCCAUUCACAGAGAAAGGACUUGGAUAUUUGACAUGCUUUCAAAAACUACAACAGCUGAACAUCUCAGAGACAAAUGUGAAGAUAAGUACAUCACUGAAGGUUUUUUUCAGGAAUAAGAUGGGAAUGGAGCUAUCAGUAGCACCACUGAAAGAAUUCCUUCACUCUGAGUGUAAAACUGAGGGCUGGGCAGAGGAGAUAAUAAAUCAAUGGGAAAUGAAAGCUUCAGAAUUACCCAAGAAAGAUUCUAAACCAAGAACAAAUGCACUCCAGUUCUAUGGAAGGAAAAAGUUUGUCAGAGAGAGAAUGCACUCUAUAUGUUAUGAUGCAAAAAGUGAUGAGAAGACCAUAAUUCACUUUCAUAAGUCUGAUCCUGACAGCACAUCCCAGCAAGUGGGACACAGCACGGGCAGCCUUACAAAACUGGCCAUACAAAUCAAGAAGAGGAAACUUUCCACAGAGCAAGAGAAUAAUCAAGGAAGCCUGACUGCAAAGCGCCAAGCUUUGUGUAAUUUUUCAGCUGAGGACUUAAAACUUCUGAAUAGUUACUGAAACACCAGACCAAUGUUUGUUUGUUUUUGUUUUUUCCUUUUUACACCAAGGAACACUCAAUGUUCAUCUUGUUUACUGACCAGUAAAAUAAAAGCUCUCAACUUAGAUAUCAGGACUAUGAACAUUCUGUAGUUAUAUAAAUACCAUUCUCAUGUGUCUUGAAUAUCAGUCACAUUGCGUUAUAACAGUGAAAUGCAAAUACAACAUACAAACCUGCCUACUUUGUGGGAUGGAGAUCAGAGAUGAUCUGGCUGAAGCUGUUCUGUGGAACUUCAAUGCUGCAAUAAGGGAAGUUUCUGCAAGCUAGACUGGUUCUGUACAAGAUA
Messenger RNA from Electrophorus electricus (electric eel), 1792 nucleotides. It is a transcript of the gene lrrc42, whose product is annotated as leucine rich repeat containing 42. NCBI's taxonomy places the organism in Eukaryota, Metazoa, Chordata, Actinopteri, Gymnotiformes, Gymnotidae. Gene Ontology annotation, molecular function: protein binding. The record is from RefSeq and is a predicted model, not a curated record.